Xenia sp. Carnegie-2017 is the source of this 1579-nucleotide messenger RNA. RefSeq lists its product as uncharacterized. Lineage: Eukaryota; Metazoa; Cnidaria; Anthozoa; Malacalcyonacea; Xeniidae. The record is from RefSeq and is a predicted model, not a curated record. The coding region runs from base 334 to 1143 and encodes 269 amino acids. The transcript is spliced from 5 exons.
CAUAAGUUUUUAAACAGAUUUAUGUAUGAUAUAAAGCGGUAUAAGUAAGCUAUUAAAGUGCUUAUCUCACAAUUUUUUUUUCGAAUUUUCUGAUUGAGGUAAAAAAAUCAUUUUAAAAGUUAUUUUACAAUUUUCUGAUUGAUGGCUUUGUUUAUGAGAUAAAUGCGUUUCUUUUCUCAAAAUCGGCAAUAAUGGAGAAAAUUGCUGCGCGUUCAAUUUGCUUGAUGAGAGCCUGAAUCGAGAAGUGUGUGACGUAACAUAAGGGCAGGAAGUUUUUCUGAAGUGUGACUUUUGCUAUAAUUUCUACUUUAUUUACUACGGCUCUGCAUCAAAAUGCCUGAUAGAUGUGCAGUUUUCGGCUGUUCAAACCGAGCAAAUUCUGCGGAAAGAAUUUCUCUUCACCGCAUACCAUUUUACGGUGAUGAGCGUCCUGAAGCGAAGCGAAGACGUAAAAUCUGGGUGAAUUUUGUUGCAAGAAAACGCGCUCGAUGGACACCGACUAAGUAUUCGGCUGUUUAUUAUUGUGAUGGCAAAGUAAUUUGGGCAAAGUUCAAAUCUUUCCUGAGUCACAUAGUAGACAAGCACACCAAUUUGGAUAAUCCACUGUUUUCAAGUUGUUUUCAUGGCCCUGAUAUUAAACCAAGGGAAUAUUUGUUAGAAGGUUCAGUUGCUCAUGAAAAGCUUAGUGCUAAAUUGUUAAACCCACAGCUGAUGAAGUCAAUUCACCAGGCUUCACCAGUUGCUCAAACAAGUUGUUUGGAAGGAUUCCUUUCUGUCCUGAAUCAUUUUGCUCCAAAAAUGAUUCAUUAUUCCUAUGUUGGAAUGUAUUGCAGACACAUUUUGGCAUCCAUCCACUUCAACAACAACUUAAGGCAUGAUGUAAAGAUGAAGAAUGAUGGCACUUUCCAAAUAAAUGUAGUGUAUCCAAAGUUUAAAAAUGGUGAAGGAACUGUGAGGGAUGUCAGAGUUAAGUCCAAAUUUGAGUAUGUGGAUGAAUUAUUUGAGAGUGUGAUGCUGUCAAUAAAAGACAAAGACGCAUUAUCAAAUUCACAAAAUCUUUUGAAAGAAAUGUCCCCACCAUCAAUGAAUGUCAUGCUGCAAAAGCAACCCAGAGCUGAGGUGUUACUAAAACAGGUCCGUUGAAAAUGCAUUGUGGUCAAUGAUGUCCCUCCCUCAAUUCCAGCAGCUACCAGUGUGCCAUUCAGCUGUCAGUCAAAAGUGGCAGUUUCAAAAGAGAAAAGUCAGCCAAAAUGUUUGACAUGCAAGAAGCCAAUGAAAGGUCACAAACAUGUGGCAGAGUGCCCAAAAAAUAGGAAAACUCAACUUUCACAUCACUCAUUUAUUUCAUUUUCUUCGUACCCUCUAAAUUCCAACUUUUUAUCAUUAAAUUUUGAUCUUAUUGCAUGGUAUGCACAUGCUGGUAAUGGUCUUCUUUCUCCUAAGCAUCCAUAAAUCAUAGAUGUGAAUUCUCUGUAUGCAACACAUCGUAAAAACCUGAAUAUAAAGCCAAAUCAUUACUAAUGUGUCAUAACACUAAAAUAUACUUAAAUACUGGGAAAUAACAUAAUAUGCUAUCAUA